AUGGGUCCAGGAAGUCGUAUCAUGUUGUCUCCCGCAAGUAGUGAGGGCGAUGGUCAGGACGAAAUGACGAGACUAAGGCAUGCUCUCCAACAUGCUAGGCAUAGUCCGAGAAAGGUACAGCUUCCCUGUAUUUUUUGUUUUGCUGUGUUUCUAUGUAUGGAUUCCAAUUUGUCUACUGUUUCAUGUGAUUCUUUUGAGGCCGGUUCGAUAUUACGUCGCAGUGAAUCCAUUGAACGGCGGUGGCGCAGCAUAAGCGUCUCGUCUCCUGAAAGACCCAGUCUCUCAUCGGGAUCGGGAACAAUCCCAAUUAAUCCAGAAAUUGAUGCAAAAAGAUCAUCCUUGCGCGAAGUCGAUCUUGCACGCGGUGAACAGCGUUUGAGAGCGUGGCUCGAUCCUCUUCAUCAACGUAUUAAGGAGACGAACUCGAAAUUAGAGAAGGAGCACGCGAGCCCUCCGAUUAAGAUAGGUUUCUCAUCUGUGGAAGCGCUUCAAGCCGCCAUGAGCUAUUUGGUAAGCCGUGUUUCGGAGCUUGCUGCCGAUAAGUUCAUGAUGGACUACUGUUGGAACAGUGGCGGGAAAGAGCCAGUACAAGAGAAAAUGUCUUCUGGUCGAAGUGCUCGUCGGCCGUGGGGAGAGCAUCUGCCUACAGACGCAGUGCUAGUCUUUUCACUCUUCUCGGCUUAUAUGGACAGCCAAUUGACGUCAAAUCCGCUGUCGGCCGUUCAUGCGAGGUUGGCGCAGCCAUUCUCGGCGCUAUACACGCUGAAAGCCCCUCAAGGCCAAAUCCCUUGCAUUUCGCCUCCUCAUUUUGAUUUCGUUUUCAAUGACGCAGAUGGAUCACCGUCACGUGCUGCCAUUCCUAGGGGAGCCAGAAACUUGUUUUCUGCAAUUUUGUCUUUCGUCAAUCAUGUUAAGAUCAACAACGGUGGACGUCUAGAUCGAAUGAACAUCGGCCCAACAGGCUUGAAUAUCGCAUGUAUUUUGGAGUGA
Ostertagia ostertagi is the source of this 990-nucleotide messenger RNA. NCBI's taxonomy places the organism in Eukaryota, Metazoa, Nematoda, Chromadorea, Rhabditida, Trichostrongylidae. The record is from the annotation of a GenBank genome assembly.